AUGGUCAUCAAUGGGAAGCGAGCAUUGGAACGCGAUGUCGAUGUACGUUCGCCGUUGCAUUCGUUACCGCCGCGACCUCCAGCUCGACCAGUUGUACGAUCGUCAUCCAGCAGACCACCUCCACCGCCAUACCGGCAUAAAAAUAGCCCGGCGAACAGCAGUAAGCCGUCACCACCAGCUUAUCAGGGACGAGUUACGAAUUCGGGAAAUGCGAAACGUAGCUUUACGCCGGAUGAGUCAUUGACGCCAGUACGGAUCACGCCGGAUGCUGAAGUUGUUGCAGAAGGCGAAAAACGAUCGACGAUUCGCGGUAAAGAGGAGCGAAAUGAGAAAGCGAUGAGUGUCUACGAGAAUGUGGACCAGAGUGAAACUUUCAAUGCAUCAUAUGGUCCUGAAAAUAGUAGUACUGUCUGGUUUGAAUAUGGAUGUGUUUAA
Gongylonema pulchrum is the source of this 435-nucleotide messenger RNA. NCBI's taxonomy places the organism in Eukaryota, Metazoa, Nematoda, Chromadorea, Rhabditida, Gongylonematidae. The record is from the annotation of a GenBank genome assembly.